CGGGUUCCCCCUGUGGGAUUUUUUUAGGGCCCCCCCCCCCCCAGGCGGUUUUUUUGGGCGGUUCCGCUUUUUGGGCCCCCCCCCCGCCCCCACAAUGGGAAAACCCAGUGGGGGGGGGAGGCGGGGUCUAAUUAACAUAAUUUAACAAUUUAACAUAAUUUAGCAUAAUUUAGCAUAAUUUAACAUAAUUAACAACCUGAGCCGUUAAUUACCGCACAGCUCGUUAAUUGGGGGAGCGGGCAGCGCUCAUUAAUUGGGGGGGAGGGGGCGGAGGGGUCCCCCCCAAGCUCCUCCCCCCUCCCCCGGUGUUUCCGGUUCCCGUUUCCGGUCCCGGGGGUCCCGGGGCCGCCCCGUGCGGGGGCCGGGGGGGCCUUUAAGGCCCGGGGGGGGCCGGGGCCGGGUCAGAGCCGCCAUGGCCGGGCCCCCCCGGGCCCGCGUGCCCGGAGCCGCCGCCGUGGCCGUUCCCGGUGCCCCCGGUGCCGCCGCCGGGCCCGCGGUGCCUCCGGCGCUGUCGCUGCUGCUGCCGCUGCUGCUGCUGCUGCUGCCGGCCGGGGCCACGCGGCUGCCGCCGCAGGAUCUCCCAGAGAUGCCACCCCCAGCACUGCCCGCCUCCUCCUGGCCCUCGUCCCGCGGCUCCCUGCGCUGGCAGGCGGGCGUGGCGCCGGCGCUGGUGCGGAACGGGGUCCGCCUGCGCGGGAACCGCCUGGUGGUGCCCCGGGACGGGCUCUACUUCGUCUACGCCUCCGCCGCCUUCACGGGCGGGCGCUGCGGGCCCGGGGGCGCCCCCCGGCGGCCGCUGCGCCUGGCGGUGUCCCGGUUAUCCCGGGAGUACCCCCGGGACGUGCCCCUGCUCCGCGCCGCCCGCUCCGUCUGCCCGGCCGGGGGGCUCGGGGGGCUCUGGGCAGAGACCCUGUACCAGGGCGCCGUGUUCCAGCUGCGCCGCGGGGACCGGCUGGCGGCCACCACCUCGGCCGGACGCUUCCUCGACCUGCACGGCGCUGGACAGGCCUAUUUUGGGGUGCUGGGGGUCGAUUAGGGGC
Messenger RNA from Agelaius phoeniceus (red-winged blackbird), 1040 nucleotides. The record is from RefSeq and is a predicted model, not a curated record. NCBI's taxonomy places the organism in Eukaryota, Metazoa, Chordata, Aves, Passeriformes, Icteridae.